GGUGUGGUAGGGUCCGCAGGGAGCCGUUGAGAGUCCCAGAAUGAGAACACCCGACAAGCGCAAGAUAAAAGAUUGAGAGAGAGUGCCGACUCGUUACUCUGUCGGACAAGAUCGUUCAGGACUAUGUGAAUACUACCCUCAAACACUUGUGAAAGCGAAAAAGAAAUGGCGAUCGACCACAUGAGCCACAGUCGCUUCCUCUCUGUCCGGCGGCCGAUGCGGACAUGACACCGAAGUACCAGCUCACCAACGCCAGCCACGAGGCGGGGAUUCCGACGGUCGAGAUGGUGCUGCAGCGGCUGGACCCGCGCGUGCGCACGGCCGCCGACGGCUCCCCCGUCGUCUCGCGCCGGGCCAAGGACGUCUGCCGUCUCGAGCACCGCAAGCCGAUGCCCCUGAUGGGGAUCCCCGCCGAGAUCUGGCUGGAGCCGCCGACGAGGAAGGCCGUGGGCACCAUCCGGAUCAAGCGCAGCCCCACCUUCCACUCCAGGUACCGCGCGCUGCGGGUGCGGUCCGACGCCGAGAUCAGGGCGCUGCAGCACCGGGGCGUCAAGGUCAAGAAGGGGGAAGGGGAAUAACAUCCCCGUGCUGAGUCGGACCCAAAUUCUCUCCGUCUUUCACCUAUUAGCUGACAUAACAUCCCACGCGUUCAAGGAGAAGGUUGUUUUGUCAUCCUUACAAACACACCAUGCCACCCUGGACCCGGACGCACGCGCAACAUGAGUUCAAUGAAAAACACACAGCCUGCCUUUGGACCUCUGGUGCGAGACCUGCGCCUACCUCGCCAUCGCCAACGCCAGCGCCCUGCGACGCCGACGACGAACGACGUUGGCACACCGCUUUGUCCUUCGCGAACUGUUGUUCUUCAAUGGCGCCCGCGAAUGCUGCGACCGCGUCCGCGCCAUCCCCCGAGACCCUGCCAAGACACAGGAGCCGCCCAAGGAGCGUCACACUCCGACUCGGGAGGGGUGGAAGUCGUUCGCCAGCAGCUCAAACCCGAUCACGGCCACAUCGUGAUAUGGUAGGUUCUCAAGGCCGAGGUGAGGAUCCUAUCGUGGCGCUGCCUCUGGUACCUCCGUGUGAAAGGCUCCUGCCACAAUCUCCAUCUGUUUACCAGCCUCGAUUGACAGGGCAUGCGGAGCGAGAUCCGCGAGGUGCUCAAUGUGAGAAUGCUGUACUGCUUUCGACGCCUCUUGCGGCAAGGAAGGCCGCUGGUAGUUGUUUAACGACCCCUUUACCGACUUUGCUGGAGCUCCCAGAAAGCUUGCGGCCCUUCGGCAGCAGAUGGCUGAUGGAGGAUGACCUAUGCUAUCUAUGUCCAAGUAUGUGCUCCUGGGAAGCGCAUAGAUAGACUGCUGCUAUCAGAUCACCAAGUAUCUCCGAGCCUCUGUGAACAGAAGGCUAGCACCUGGAUCUUCAAUACUAGACUGUAACUGACAAACUUCGCUGGGUAAUUAAUAGUCCAGCAUAUAAGAUCUUUAAUGAUCACUUAAUUAAUAGUGCUGGCUUGAGCUGUGUUAUCUUCUUAUGAGUUCCAUUGUUGAUCCC
Messenger RNA from Thermothelomyces thermophilus ATCC 42464, 1548 nucleotides. RefSeq lists its product as uncharacterized. The transcript has 2 exons. NCBI's taxonomy places the organism in Eukaryota, Fungi, Ascomycota, Sordariomycetes, Sordariales, Chaetomiaceae. The coding region runs from base 225 to 578 and encodes 117 amino acids. The record is from RefSeq and is a predicted model, not a curated record.